AUGCAUGGUGGCAAUGUUGUAUUGCAAUUAACGCUCCUCGUUCUUCAUGCCCGCGGUAACUUGGUCUACUCGGCGCUUGGCAGCUACAAUGGCUUGAUCCACAUUAUUCUGCUCGUCAGCGACCUCGUGCAUCGCAUCGACCAUCUUGGCCGCAUAGUAGUGCCAUUCGUAACGCUCGGGCUCGGCUUUCUUCAGCAUAGCUUAGUCGACCUUGUCGUGGAGAGCCUGAAUUUCGCAGUUGUGCCUGCUGAUGAGUUGAUUCGCAGAGUCCCUGACGCCCUGAUUAGUUAUUCCUGUCCAAGCCGCUUUGCUGGCGUCGAGGUCCCCUUGUAUUGGUCGACGCCCGCGAGUAUUGCUUUCUGUUCGGCCUCCUGA
Suillus paluster is the source of this 375-nucleotide messenger RNA. RefSeq lists its product as uncharacterized. The transcript has a single exon. NCBI's taxonomy places the organism in Eukaryota, Fungi, Basidiomycota, Agaricomycetes, Boletales, Suillaceae. The record is from RefSeq and is a predicted model, not a curated record. Bases 1 to 375 code for a protein of 124 amino acids.